Molecule: messenger RNA, 468 nt
Organism: Trichosporon asahii var. asahii CBS 2479
Lineage: Eukaryota; Fungi; Basidiomycota; Tremellomycetes; Trichosporonales; Trichosporonaceae
Exons: 1
Coding region: 1-468 (155 amino acids)
Source: RefSeq, a predicted model, not a curated record
AUGUACGACUCGGACGUCAUUUACCAGCCGAACCCCGUCGCGUUCCAGCGUCCCAUGUUCUCGAGCUCGUUCUCCUCCCCCGCCGCUUGCAGCUUCAACAGCACGGCGACGUCUGCGCCUGCCUCGGCGUCUGGCUCGCCGUCACCUCCGCCAACGCUUCUCAAGCCCUCCCACAGCCUGAGCAAGAAGCACCGCCCGCAAAUGCCCAAGAAGAUGAGCAGCACGACAGGCAAGCACAAGUCGGUCCAGGUCUCCCUCGAGGUCAAGGUCGAGCGGUCAAAGGGCUUCCAUGCCUUCUUUGUCCCUCUUGCCCGCUCGAUGCCGCCGGCACCGCCGAGCUCCCCCGUCCUCGCCCACAGCGACGGCAAGGACUUCCCCGAGUGGUCUCUCGACGGCGAGCGCAAGGGCGAGGAGCGCUGGGUUGAGGACAUUGAGCAGCCCCCGCAACAGCGCAUGGACCUGGACUAG